UUUCUAUGCUUCCGUCUCCUCGGCACCGCCCGAAGCCAAGGCACGUAAUAAGAGGCGCGAGAGAGAGCCCAUACAGGGAGAGAGAGGCUUCGUCGGCGAAAUUGGUUUGUCUCCUGAAGAAGGGUUUCUGGUUUAAACUCGAUUUGGUUACGGUGCACCGUGUUUGUCAGUUCCUUGACUGCCUGAAUAGGUCGCGUAUUCCCUUGCUGAGGUUGGUUUGAGUAUCUGUGAACAUUGUGUUAUUGUGUAUGGCCACUGAGACUUUUGUCAAACCAGUGAUGGCAAAUGGUCAUGAUGGGUAUGAUGAUGAUGACGAUGAUGAAAUGCCUCUUGUUUUCAAGAGGAGUAAUACCGUUGCCUCUAAUUCGAGUCAAUCAAACCCCAAUUCUCGGAAGGGCAAGACAGUUUCUCCCCCCAAGGCAUUACCGAUGAGAUCUCCGCAGGUGAGUCCCAAUGGAAUAACUUCAUCUGUUAGAAAUUCUACAAUGAAGUCCCCUCCACCAUCGUCUUCAUCUUCGAAGGCUUCGCCAGUUAAGUCACCCAUGCAGAAUUAUAAGUCUCCUACUGUCAAUGAUGGAAACAAGCCGCGUAAAGAUCCUUCUGGCUUCAAAAGUGAUAAUGACGAUUCUGAGGACGACACACCUUUGAGUGCCAUACUUUCUGGAAAUUCUAGCCGGUCAAAUAAGGCGCCAACCUCUUCUCAGCAGAUAACUCCACAGAAAUCGAAGCAAAAAAUCAGUGGCAACCCCGCUAUGGAUAGGUCAAAUAAAAACAUAAAAGAUGAGUCAGAUGAUGAAGUUCCAAUAUCAGCAAGGAUUCAGAAAAAGGCUGGUAAUGAGACAUCAGGUAGCAAGCCUGAGUAUGAAGAUGAAAAGAAACCUUUGGCUAGAAAAUUCCAGUCAAAUGGUUCUGUGAUUAAGAAUGAAGGGCAGAAUUCAAAGUUGUCUGGGAAAAGACCUCUGGAUAAAUCCAACUCUGCAGAUCAAUCUUCCAUCAAGAAGGCCAAGGUAUCAACUUCAUCUAUCUCUGUGGCAGUGAAGCAAGAAUAUGUUAAAGCAGAAAAAUCAGAUGAUAAGAGGAAGGUUCUGGUUUCACCUGGUCCAAUGAAGGGAAAACAAAAGUCUAUCAAAGAAGAUGGAUCUGACGAUGACAAUGUCCCAAUUGCCAAGAAAAUGAAGUUAAACUCCUCUAAUAUGAAAACAUCAUCUGCAAAACCUAAAGUUGCAAAACAGAAUACUCCUUCAUCAUCUCUGAAACAGAAUACUCCUUCAUCAGCUGCAAAGGCAAGAGUGACAAAAGUAGUUUCAUCUUCGCCAAAGAAAAUGACUAAGAACAAGAAAGGGAAGAUAGAUUCUGAAUACUCUAAGUCUUCAAAAUCAUUACCUUCCGGUGAUGGGCAAAAGAAAUGGACAACCUUGGUGCACAAUGGUGUAAUUUUUCCUCCUCCAUAUUCACCUCAUGGAAUUAAGAUCUUGUACAAGGGGAAGCCAGUUGAACUAACACCUGAGCAAGAAGAGGUUGCAACAAUGUUUGCAGUGAUGACAGAGACAGACUACUAUAAUAAAACCCAGUUUAGGGAGAAUUUCUGGAACGAUUGGCAAAAAUUGCUUGGCGAAAAUCAUGUGAUACAAAAAUUGGAUGAUUGUGACUUCACUCCUGUGUAUGAGUGGCAUCUGAAAGAGAAGGAGAAGAAGAAGCAAAUGAGCACAGAAGAGAAAAAAGCUCUGAAAGAGGAGAAAUUGAAGCAAGAGGAGAAGUAUAUGUGGGCUAUUGUUGAUGGUGUUAAAGAGAAGGUUGGGAAUUUUAGAGUUGAACCUCCUGGGCUAUUCAGAGGCCGAGGAGAACAUCCCAAGAUGGGAAAAUUGAAAAAGCGUAUCUGUCCCUGUGACAUCACCCUAAAUAUCGGGAAAGGUGCUCCUAUUCCAGAGUGCCCCAUCCCUGGUGAAAGUUGGAAAGAAGUAAAGCAUGACAACACAGUCACUUGGCUAGCUUUCUGGAACGAUCCGAUUAAUCCUAAAGAAUUCAAGUACGUAUUUUUGGCAGCUAGCAGUUCUCUGAAGGGGCAAAGUGACAAGGAGAAGUAUGAGAAAGCAAGAAAGUUAAAGGACCAUAUAGACAGCAUCAGGGAUACAUACACCAAGAAUUUUACUGCUAAGGAUAUUAUGAAGAAGCAAAUAGCUGUUGCUACCUAUCUCAUUGAUAAAUUGGCUCUUAGGGCUGGAAAUGAGAAGGAUGAUGAUGAGGCGGAUACGGUUGGUUGCUGUACGCUCAAAGUAGGAAAUGUGGAGUGUAUUCCUCCAAAUAAGUUAAAGUUUGACUUCCUUGGUAAAGAUUCAAUCCAGUAUGUGAAUACGGUUGAGGUCGAGCCUCCUGUUUACAAGGCAAUUGGACAGUUCCAGACUGGAAAGUCAAAAGCGGAUGAUCUCUUUGAUCAAUUGGACACAAGCAAACUGAAUGCCCAUCUUAAGGAGCUUAUGCCUGGCCUCACUGCUAAAGUGUUCCGUACAUAUAAUGCAUCUAUCACAUUGGAUGUAAUGUUGAGUGAAGAAACCAGAGAUGGUGAUGUAGCCGAAAAAGUUGUAGUUUAUCAGCAAGCAAACAAGCAGGUUGCCAUAAUUUGUAAUCAUCAGCGAAGUGUUUCGAAAUCACAUGGUGCACAGAUUGAGAAAUUGGCUGGGAAAAUAGAAGAACUUAGGGAUCUGAUAAAGGAACUGAGAACCGAUCUUGGCAGGGCUAAGAAAGGAAAACCACCAUUGGCAGGUUCCGAUGGAAAGAAGAAGAGGAACUUAGCUCCAGAAGCAUUGGAGAGGAAGAUAGCUCAGACGAACGGGAAGAUAGAGAAGAUGGAGAGGGACAUGCAGACGAAGGAGGACAUGAAAACAGUGGCACUGGGCACUUCUAAGAUCAACUACAUGGAUCCAAGAAUAAGCGUUGCAUGGUGCAAACGCCAUGACGUACCCAUCGAAAAGAUAUUCAACAAGUCGCUUCUGGCAAAGUUCGCUUGGGCAAUGGACGUGGAACCCGACUUCCGAUUCUGAUUCCGAUUCCGAUUCCGAUUCCGACCCCUAAGAAGGAGACGAGAUUGAUCUUCCCUAAUGUAAAUUCUUUUGAGUUGGGCAAAAUUCUGAAGCCAGAUCCAUGCCCUCUCUGCCCCGAAACAGUCUAUGUUGAGUUUCUUUUUUUUUUUAAUCUUUGGAACAGAUUCGUAGAAGAAAUCGUCGUUGUAACGUUUGUAAAUACUAUCAACACUUGCGUCCCAUUUUGGAUUAAAUCCCUCAGAAUCAAUUUUCCCAUUUGGAUUUGGAUCA
This is a messenger RNA of Tarenaya hassleriana, 3308 nucleotides long. Its product is annotated as DNA topoisomerase 1 alpha. Bases 249 to 3038 code for a protein of 929 amino acids. Lineage: Eukaryota; Viridiplantae; Streptophyta; Magnoliopsida; Brassicales; Cleomaceae. Gene Ontology annotation, molecular function: DNA topoisomerase type I (single strand cut, ATP-independent) activity; DNA binding. The transcript has 17 exons. The record is from RefSeq and is a predicted model, not a curated record. Gene Ontology annotation, biological process: DNA topological change; chromosome segregation; DNA replication. Gene Ontology annotation, cellular component: chromosome; nucleolus.